Daucus carota subsp. sativus is the source of this 2263-nucleotide messenger RNA. Its product is annotated as magnesium transporter MRS2-10. Lineage: Eukaryota; Viridiplantae; Streptophyta; Magnoliopsida; Apiales; Apiaceae. Gene Ontology annotation, molecular function: magnesium ion transmembrane transporter activity. The transcript has 5 exons. Bases 694 to 1962 code for a protein of 422 amino acids. The record is from RefSeq and is a predicted model, not a curated record. Gene Ontology annotation, biological process: magnesium ion transport.
AUGGUGUUUUUUAAAUUAUUCUUUUUGAAUAAAGUUUAAAUAUCAAAAUUUUAUUCUAGAAAUCUUUUUUAGAAAAAUAUUAUGAAAUUAUACUUUAAAAGAGUGUUUUUGAAAGUUACGUAUACAAUUAAUUUAAAUCAAUUUAAAUGAGACAGAUGGAGUAGGAGACACGUGGGCCCGGCUCAGAAAUCAAAAAGGCAGACGAAAUGAAACAACAUGCUAGAGCAGACAUAUCCAUGUCUUAUAGAAUGCGAAUGACAUGCCGGAAGACGAAGAGAUGAUCCACUACAAUGUCUUACACCAACUAAAUCCACUACAGUGUCUUACACCAACUAAAUGUUUGAAGAUGAGCUUUUCAUGAUUGGGUUUGGCUCGUGUAUGUCCAUGGGGACAUGCUCAGCGCUAAAUUUGAUGUAUUUAGCUUGUUUUGAUUGGUGGAGCUUUUCCACCCUGAGUCUGAGGAGCUUUUUAGAAAAGCUUCAUUCAUAUGUUUUUAACUCGUUUAUUCUCUUGGCAUGAAACACCAGCAGUCAUUAUAAAACACCAGUGGCUUUUAAAUUAAAUAAUUAUGUCAACUAUGUCGAUUUGCAAUUUCAAUGGUUCUUCUACAACCGGGGAAGGUAGCUGAUAUAUUUCCUAUUAUCAUACAGUUUUGCUCAUUAUAUUUGUUUAUUUGUUUUUUGAUGUCUUGUCAUGGCUGACCUGAAAGAGCGGUUUCCUCCUCGUAGACCUGCUUCGUCGAAAAACUCCAGGGAUGCAGCAUGUAGAACUUCUGCACGGGACCAGGGUCUUCGCUCAUGGAUCCGUGUUGAUGCAUCAGGGGAAUCCCAAGUGAUCGAGGUUGAUAAGUUAUCUAUGAUGCGUCGCUGUGAUCUCCCUGCACGUGAUCUACGCUUGCUUGAUCCAUCAUUUGUUUAUCCCUCGACAAUACUUGGGAGAGACAGGGCGAUAGUUGUCAACUUGGAGCAGAUUCGAUGUAUUAUUACAGCUGAUGAGGUUUUUCUUUUUAAUUCUUUGGAUAUUAAUGUAAAGCAGUAUGUGGCGGAGCUGCAAAGACGGUUGCCAACUGCUGGAGUAGGGGAAGUUUUGCAGACCGAAAGUGCUGAAUUAGACCAAAGGGAAGGUGGAAACCGAUCAAUUGAGAAUUUAUAUAGCAACAACUCGCCUCAUUAUUUGCCAUUUGAAUUUAAGGCGCUUGAAGUAGCUCUGGAAGCUGCUUGUACAUUUCUGGAUAGUAAGGCAUUAGAACUGGAGAUCUCAGUUAAUCCGCUGCUAGAUGCACUAACGUCAAAGAUCAGUACCUCAAACUUGGAGCGACUUCGUCAGAUCAAAAGAGGACUUGAAACAUUGACAAAGAGAGUUCAGAAGGUUAGAGACGAGAUAGAGGAGGUGAUGGAUGAUGCUGAUUAUAUGGCUAAAAUGUAUCUAACUAAAAGGAAAAGUAGAAUGGAGUCAACAUUCUAUAGUGAUCCUUCUACACCAGAAUAUAGAUUCAAUGAUGUCGCGUUCUCUGUUUCUGCUCCUGUCACUCCUGUUUCUUCACCCCCUGAUAGGCGUAAGCAUGAAAAAUCUUAUAGCUUAGCUAGGGGUAGGCAUGAGAGCAUGGGGAGUUCAGAGAGUGCUACCGAGAGUGUAGUAGCUCUAGAGAUGCUGUUAGAGGCUUAUUUUGUCGUCAUUGAUAGCACUCUUAACAAGCUGACAUCGCUGAGGGAGUAUAUUGAUGACACAGAAGACUUGCUUAAUUUUCAGCUGCUGCUCAUACAGUUUACGGUUUUGCUCGCUACAGCGUCAUUUGUUGUUGCUCUCUUUGGCGUGGUGUCGGAUUUUGAAACGUAUAUGUUCCAGUUCCGGAAUUCAAAAUUCAAGUGGAUCAUGAUAAGUACUUCCGUGACAGGUUUUGUCGUAUUCUUUAGUGUAUUGUGGUUUCUGAAAUACAUCAAAAAACCUUUCUGGAUGAUGUGAGCUGGGAGAAACAAUUUCGAUUUUUGUAUGCAGAAGGAUGAUUGGAAACAAGCAACUACCACAUAUCGAAAAGAAACCGUUCCCAUAUACCUCGUUGGUGUAUAAUUGUAUUACAGAUUAGCUCAUUCUCUAAAUUUCAAUUUCUAAUCAGAUAAUCACCCCAACAAGCCAACAAAUAUGUAAAUUCUGAAGCUCUAUUAGGAAUUUAAACAAUGUACGCUCUUCCACUACCCAUUCACUGUUAUUAUUUUGCUAUCAUUCAACUCAUUGCAAAAUAAGUGACCACUCGUUGCGGAUAGAA